UUUAGCUGCAUCCUUCUGUGCCCCUCGCAGAGCGUCUGGUGGAGAGCUUACGUCUGCCACAGGUGCCCAUCCUGCACGCUCAGGUCUUCCUGUUCUUCAGGGUGCUGCUGCUGCGCAUGUCCCCUCAGCACUUGACCUCCUUGUGGCCGACCAUGAUCACGGAGCUGGUACAAGUGUUUCUACUCAUGGAGCAGGAGCUUACCGCAGAUGAAGACAUCUCCAGGACUUCGGGUCCCGCCGUGGCUGGGCUGGAGACCACCUACUCUGGAGGAAACGGCUUCUCCACCUCCUACAACAGCCAACGCUGGCUCAACCUGUACCUCUCAGCCUGCAAGCUGCUGGACUUAGCUCUGGCACUACCAUCUGAGAGCCUGCCGCAGUUCCAGAUGUAUCGUUGGGCAUUUAUCCCUGAGGCAUCUGACGACUUGGGGCUGGAAGGGAGGCGGCAAGGAACCCAUCAGCGCGAAUUCAAGCCCUACGUGGUUCGACUGGCAAAGCUGCUGAGGAAGCGGGCCAAGAAGAAUCCGGAGGAAGAUUGCUCGAGCCGGACCCUCACGUGGGAACCGGGCCGCCUCCUGCUGACGCUCUAUGCCAUCCGAAGCAUGGAGCAGCUGCUGCCUUUCUUCAACCUGCUCAGCCAGGUGUUCAGCAGCAAGAUGGGAUGCCGCUCGGGCCCCGCCCCUGGCCCCGCCUUCAGCCCCGCCUACACCACCAAGGAUGGUAAGCUGGAGAGCCAGAAGGUGUUCUGGAGCCGUGCCCGGCAGGCCAUCGAGGAGAUGGUGGAGAAGGACUUCCUGGAAGGUCUGAUCAAGACGUGACGGGUCAAAUCUGAAGGACCCAACAGUACCACCUCAGAAAUUGCUAACUAAAGAAUCAACUUUGUAUAUCUUUCUUUUUGUAUGUAUAAUGCCUGUACUUUACCUUUCAGAAGCAGCACUAUUUAACUUAAAUGAUUUUUAUUUGUAUAUAUGGGGCACCUUUGUCCAUGUGUGGGCCUCCUUGGCCAGUGUGAACAUCACUGUAUCAUUCCAUAAUGUCCUGUCUCACUGAAUAAACCACUAUAAGAUCACUGUG
This is a messenger RNA of Paramormyrops kingsleyae, 1074 nucleotides long. The record is from RefSeq and is a predicted model, not a curated record. Lineage: Eukaryota; Metazoa; Chordata; Actinopteri; Osteoglossiformes; Mormyridae.